Musa acuminata AAA Group (dessert banana) is the source of this 2493-nucleotide messenger RNA. Its product is annotated as putative clathrin assembly protein At4g40080. Gene Ontology annotation, cellular component: clathrin-coated vesicle; clathrin-coated pit. The coding region runs from base 1116 to 2159 and encodes 347 amino acids. Gene Ontology annotation, biological process: vesicle budding from membrane; clathrin coat assembly; clathrin-dependent endocytosis. NCBI's taxonomy places the organism in Eukaryota, Viridiplantae, Streptophyta, Magnoliopsida, Zingiberales, Musaceae. The record is from RefSeq and is a predicted model, not a curated record. Gene Ontology annotation, molecular function: clathrin heavy chain binding; SNARE binding; 1-phosphatidylinositol binding. The transcript is spliced from 6 exons.
UGGUGGUGCAAAGGGUGGUGAUACAGAAUGGAAGACACAGGUUUUCUUGUCUCCCUUCCAACUACCAUGCAUGCUUUGGACUGGUGGUUGCAGUUGGAAGUCCACGAAGCUUGUUGUCACUUCUCUAUGCCAAAACAAUUUUGUGUUUGUCAACAGACAAGUAGUUUGCAAUUCAAGGUAUAGGUGUUGAUGCCCAAGCUACUAUACCAAUGGAUGUGUAGAAAAAUAUUGAAUCCUAUGUCAAAAUAAUGGGCUCUCAUGGACAAUUAUGGUGGAAAGUGAAGUCUCCUAUAUUCCAAGCACACGACGAAAACAAAAAGAUGUUCACCAAAGGUCAGGAGGUCACAGAGACGCAAUCGAUAGAUCACCAACCUUUCUUUUAGAUACAAAGGCACCUGUCAUGGCAACACCUAUCUUUUAGAUACAAGCUAUUGGCUAUUACAUGAGCUCAUUGGAAAGGGAUGGCACAACUACCUUCUCAGUCAGCCAACCAUGAUCGAUGCAAAUUUAUGAAUGAAGAUGGAUCGUAGAAAAUCAUCCAAACGGUGUUCAGCUACGACGCAUACAAAUGUUGCAAGAACAAAAUGGCAUUGGAAUCGGAUUGAAUGGUCAAACAUGAAAACUCACGAGUUCGCACAGCCUUCGAAGUCAAACCUUUAAUUGAUGUUAGUGUGCACGAUUCCCAGUAACUUGUUGCGCUGAAACGACAAAGAGUUGACCUCAAUGUCAAGCAUAAAACUGGAAUUUGUGCCGAAGGUCAUCUUCCCCUUACCUCAAUGUCAAGCACUCUCUGUAGGAAUCAUGGAGGAGGGGGUGAUGUCGAAGUCACGGUAAUAAAGCAUCAUGCUACCUGUUUCGUCCGCCAUGACUUGGUAACCCUACACCGUCUGCGUUGUGCUUGAAUUGAAUCAGUUGACAAGUUGGAGGAAAGCUUUAUUCAGAGUCCACCGUCGUCGGACAUUACCGAGUCCACUGAACCCCCCUUGUCGACGAGACAAAUGGGAUGAGAUUGUUUGACCACGUGAAGACGACGUUGACCGGCGGCCCUCUUCAUGCAGAAGAGGAGAGGGCGAUAAAUAGAUGGAUUCCGAGUUCCCUGCAGCAGAAAGCUGGUCAUGGGUCGCAAGCUCCGCAGCCUCGUCGGCGCCCUCAAGGACACCGCCUCCCUCAGCAAGGCCGCAGCCACCGCGGCCGCUUUGUCCCCCUCCUCUGCCGCCCAGCUGGCCGUCCUACGCGCCACCACCCACCACCCUGCCGACGAGCCCCCCCACCCCCGCCACAUCCAGGCGCUCCUCUCCUUCGGCCACGGGUCCCGCCUCUCGGCUGCCUCCGCCGCCGGCGUCCUCGCCUCCCGCCUCCGCUCCACCGGCGAUCCCGCCGUCGCCUUCAAGUGCCUUCUCGCUCUCCACCACCUCCUCGCACGCGGCGCCUUCAUCCUCCGCGACCAGCUCCCGCCCGCCCUCCUCCGCCACCCCGCCUCCGGCCGCAACCCCCUCGUCCUCGCCGCCUUCCGCCACGGCUCCUCCUCCGCCGCCUCCUGGGCCCUCGCCUCCUGGGUCCGCUGGUACGCCCGCCUCCUCGAGCUUCUUCUCUCCGCCUCCGUCCUCCUUGUCUCUUUCCCCACCGCCCAUCGGCCCUUCGCCAAGCCCGACGACGACGACGACCGGGAACGGGUCACCUCCCUGCUCGACCAGGACCUGAUCUCGGAGCUCGACGCGCUCGUCGGGAUCGUCGAGGAGAUGGCCGGCGUACCGGAGAUGGUCGCCGUCGAGGGCAGCAGGCUCGUCGCGGAGGCGGUGAGGCUGGUCGAGGCCGAUAGGGUGGCCGCCGAGCACGAGAUCGAGAUCCGGGUCACGGAAAUGGAGGAUCGACUCGGUUCACUCCGCUUCGCCGAUUCUGUCGAGUUAGUCUGCUUACUGAGGCGGUUGGAGAACUGCAGGUAUCGGCCGUGGGAUCGCAAGCCGACGGUGGGAGAUUGGUUCUGGGCCGGAGUCCGGGACUUGAUGUACCGGGCCGAGAAGGUGGUGCUACGGAAGGAGGAAGAGGAGAGGCGGGUGAAGAGAGAGAAGGCGAGCGCGUCGGCUCGUGCAUCCGACCGCAUUCCGGUCGGGUCCAACCAGGCGGUACGGUUCGGAUCGACAAGGUGGGCGGACCGCUGACGAAGGCUACGUGGAGGACACCAAUCCCAUCCAACGAUGCUUUUAAUUGGGUUCUUCCAAUUCCUCAUCUCGAUCGUCCGAUGGUGCAUAAUCGGAGUGGAUCCGUGUCCUGCGUUGUAAAUUGAUGGAAUUGUAAGAUCCAUAGGGGGCGGUGGGAUUGUUGUUCAUUGGGACAAAAAGGUGAGAGUUCAAUUUUUUGUGUUAGUAGAAGGCCAUCAAGGGAGUGAUGGCAUCAUAGUGUAUAUAAUAAGUAUGGUGGUUGAGCUUGUUCUAGAAUAUGACAUUUUCUUUUUGAUUGGUUAGAAUUGAUGCAACAUCUCAUGUUCCAACAUCA